Molecule: messenger RNA, 1050 nt
Organism: Chrysochloris asiatica (Cape golden mole)
Lineage: Eukaryota; Metazoa; Chordata; Mammalia; Afrosoricida; Chrysochloridae
Product: olfactory receptor 14J1-like
Exons: 1
Coding region: 1-1050 (349 amino acids)
Biological process (GO): G protein-coupled receptor signaling pathway
Cellular component (GO): membrane
Molecular function (GO): G protein-coupled receptor activity; olfactory receptor activity; odorant binding
Source: RefSeq, a predicted model, not a curated record
AUGAAUGAAAAUUAUUUUUUAGUAGCUUUCUACCACAUUUCCUACAUUCUCUUUUCUUCCAGCUGUCUCAAAAAUAAUUUCCUCAAAAUAAUUAUGGCAAAUAUAACCUCAAUGAAUGGAUUUCUCCUCAUGGGUUUUUCUGACAUUCGUGAGCUACAGAUUUUACAUGCUUUGCUGUUUUUAGUGGUGUACCUGCUAACCUUAACAAGUAACCUCAUCAUUAUCAUCAUCACCAUAGUGGACCAGCGUCUCCAAGCCCCAAUGUAUUACUUCUUAAAACAUCUUUCCCUCCUGGACCUCUCCUUCAUCUCUGUCACGGUUCCCCAGUCCAUUGACAAUUCUCUGAUGAAUGAUGGCUUUAUUUCCCAUGGUCAGUGCAUACUCCAGGUUUUCUUCUUCUCAUCUCUAGCUUGUUCUGAGUUGGCCAUUCUCACAGUGAUGUCUUAUGACCGCUAUGCAGCCAUCUGCUUCCCACUGCACUAUGAGGUCAUCAUAAAUCCUAGUAAGUGUCAGUGGGCUGUGAUAGCUGUAUGGCUAAGUGGAAGCAUCUCUGGAAUCUUGUUCACAACAGCCACAUUCUCCAUCACAUUCUGUAAGGCCAAAAUAAUCCACCAGUUCUUCUGUGACAUCCCCCAGUUGCUGAAGCUCUCCUGUUCCAAUGAUUACCUUCGAGUGAUUGGAGUGUCGACUUUCAUGUCUGUACUGGCAUUCAUCUGCUUUACCUCCAUUGUCCUCUCCUAUAUACACAUCUUCUCCACAGUACUAAGAAUACCCUCUGCUGAGGGCAGGUCCAAAGCCUUCUCUACCAGCCUGCCUCACCUCUUUGUUGUCUCAUUUUAUGUCUCCUUUGGUGCCUUUGAAUUUCUAAAACCAACUUCAGAUUCUCCAACUGUUUUUGACCUUUUGAUUUCUAUAUUCUAUACAGUCAUUCCCCCAACCCUCAACCCUAUUAUCUACGGUCUGAGGAAUGAAGUUAUGAAGGAAGCUUGCAGAAAGUUAUUGUUGGGUAGACAAUUCACCAAGAAAACAUCAUACUUGUCCUAUUGUUAA